This is a messenger RNA of Poecile atricapillus (Black-capped chickadee), 5323 nucleotides long. RefSeq lists its product as uncharacterized. The transcript has 10 exons. Lineage: Eukaryota; Metazoa; Chordata; Aves; Passeriformes; Paridae. Bases 276 to 1727 code for a protein of 483 amino acids. The record is from RefSeq and is a predicted model, not a curated record.
UAAAAAUUGAGGUCCUCUGACUUGACGAGGUCACGGGGGGCUGGCCCGCAGCCAGGCUGGGUUCCCAGGCUGCUCUGCCCAUCCCUCCCCGAAGCCACCACUUCCUCCAGAGCGCUGCUCUCGCACAGAUUUCUGCAGUUCUGUGAGGGGAGAUCUGCUCCUCUGGGUGCCUGCUGUGUGCUCUGCUCUCAGGAGGCCGUAUCCUCUCAAGACCUGUUGCAGUCUCCGAAUAUAAACCCCCCUUUGUUGGGGAGAGGUUGACUUGACUGAGCCGCAUGAUCAGUCAGGGAAAAAUGAGUGCCUGGCCCUGUCUUCUGCUGUGGAGCUUAACCAUGGUGUGUUUAACAGGUAUUGCUUUAGGCCAGAUAACCAGCACUGAGGUUCCCAUUGCAUCAACCCCAGCACCUCCCAGUACAGCCAGCACUGAGGUUCCCAUUUCAUCAACCCCAGCACCUCCCAGUACAGCCAGCACUGAGGUUCCCAUUGCAUCAACCCCAGCACCUCCCAGUACAGCCAGCACUGAGGUUCCCAAUGCAUCAACCCCAGCACCUCCCAGUGCAACCACUGCUGCAGCCUCUGCUCCCCCAGCUGCUCCUGCAACACUCUCAGCUGGACUGACCCCAACCACUGCAAACCCUGCUGCAUCCACAGCAGCUCCAUCUGCUGAUCCAAGCACAAAAUCCCCUUCCCAGACUCUGCCCACCACCACGGGGACCGCCCCCACCUCUGGCAGCAGGGCUGCCUCUCAAGGGUCUGCAGCACCGACAGCCACAUCCAGCGGUGUCCCAGCGUCCCCUCCAGGAGUGACCACAUCCUCUGGGGUCCCAGCAUCAGCUCUGCUCCCCACCACCCCCCAGCCCUCCAGCUGCAGCACAGUGAAUGUGACAGCCUGUGCCCGCUGCCCCCCUGGGACAGUCCCCACCCAAGGCACCUUGAGCUGCUCGUGCUGCACAGGGGGCUCGUGUGUAGAUCCCAGUGCUUGCAGCCCCUGCCCACCUGGCCACUACCAGCCCCAAAGUGGGCAACCAUCCUGCCUGCCCUGCCCACAGGGGUAUUACACCAGCUUCCCAAGGAGCACCGUGUGUCUUCCCUGCCCACCAGGACAUUUUGCUAAUGAGUCUGGGGCUGCAGCCUGCAGAGCCUGUGAGCAAGGCUAUUUUAGCUCCAAGGAAAAUGCAGCUUUUUGUCUGCCUUGCCAGCCGGGAUCAUUUUGCAACACCAGCAGCUGCUCGUCCUGUCAGUCGUGCCCCGGCGGGCAGGAGGCUCCUCGGGAGGCGUCGGAGCGGUGCGAGGCCUGCCCAGCAGGUACAUUCAAAGGUCCCAGUGAUGACAGAUGCAAGGCCUGCAGGACAGGAGAGUACCAAUUACAGCGGGGCAAGGAGAGCUGUGACCUGUGCCCAGAAAACCACUACUGCCCUAGCCCAGAUGUGAACCCAGUCAAGUGCCCUCCUGAUGCCUUCUGCCCCAGGGGCAGUGUGGAGCCCAGCUACUGCAUGGAACUUUUCCUGUACAAGGCAGGGGACUCCUGCCAGCUGACCCCUGCCACUGUCAUUGUGCUGGCCACCUUCUCAGCAGGUGGAAUCAUUGUUGUCUUUCUAAUAAUUCUGAGACAGCGGCAAGAGCACAGCAAGAAAUCCUUGAGGUCGCUGUUGCUGCCCCGGGGCUCGGGAGGACACCCCACGUAUGGGGGCAUGGAACACACAGAGCCAGUCUAUGCUGGCUGGUAGCACAGGCCACGAGCAGCAGCCACCUGCCUCUCCCUGCCCUGGGGCAACACUGAUGUGGUUCUGGGCAAGGUGUUUAACCACCAGCAACCUGGUUCUGUAUAGCUGAAAUCCAUGCUGGGAAAUAAAACUCAAGGUUUUGAGUUGUGGCUACUUGUGCAAACCAACCCAGCUCCCUGCUCUGCUGCACUGGGCUAAUGGGAAAAGUCUUCCCCUUCCAAUUCCUGGCUUUAUGCACAAGUAAAUACUUUUCUUCUUUCCUCAGGGGGAAACCCCCCCAAACAGCAAUCAAUCAUACCUGUUUCUCCAUUUUAAUAGUCAGCUCAACAGAGGACUGACUCCUCCAGUUAUUGAGGUUCCUUUGCACUAACAUGAAUAUGCCUCCUUUUAAUAAUAUGCAAUUUUUUAUUCUGUUCCCCAUUCUCGAAAUUUUUGCAUAAGCACAAGUCAAGAAAAGGGAUCCUAAGGCUCUCCCCUUCCUUUCAGCUGUGGGCAAAUAUGUACAAGUAAAGUAAUGGUUGAUUCCUGGACAAAUAAGUCCCUUUUGUUUCCUGCUGUCAGGUGGUGCUUCGGAGUGGAGCUAUGAAGGAGCAGCGUGCUGCAGGCACAUGCCCUGCACCUUUCUGCAUGCUGAGAGGGGCCUGUAGGAGACCCAGUGCCUAAAUGCCUGGGCAAAGUUCUGUCCCUGACCCUGCACACCCCAUUCAUCCAGGAGAGCAGCAUGAGUGGUUUGUACCUGUUUGCUGUGGCACUGUGAACCUGCUUCUGUGCACCCAGCCCAGUUCAACCAUCUGGUUAAACUAAUGUGAUUUGUAUUUUCCAGAGAUAAUUUCUGUGUGGGGCUGGUUGACUCUUGUCUGCUCUAUGUCCCCUAUCAUGUUUUUAUCCAGGCAUUCAGAAAUGCUCAUCACCUGGACUGGAGCCAGUGUCAACUGCUCCACAAAACCAGUCCCUGUGGCCUCUUAACCUUCCCACCUUGUUUUCCUUUUCCUCCUACAGACAUUCCUGCACAGGUGCUGUGUAAACCCAGCCCAGCCAGCUGUGACCCUGUGUCAGUGCUGUGCUUCACCAGCCCUCCAUGGCCAGCAAAAACAGUAUCACUAUCAAAAGAUCCACUGCACAGAGGUGGUAGCAGGUGUUACUUCUCACUUGACCUUGCAGCAGCAGAGAUGGCUGAAGGAACCAUGGCUGUGGGGGUUAAGUGGUUUCUGCCCUCAGCUGCUCAUUCUCCCCUGCCCAGGGAAGGUGUUAGAAGUGCUUAAAAGAAUUUAUAAAAUAUAUCAUUUCUGUGAUGUCUCUCAACUCUUGUCAGGUCAGUAGCUGGGUGGAGGACUGGUACAUCAGCUGUUGUGGGCAGCCAGGUUACCCAGAGAAGCUGUGGCUGCCUCAUCCCUGGAAGUGUUCAAGGCCAGGCUGGAUGGGGCUUGGAGCAACGUGGUGUAGGGGAAGGUGUCCCUGCCCAUGGACCUAUUUUCCUUUUUUCAGAAGCUGCUGCUGUUCUGGCUUGAACUCAAAGGGCUUCAUGCAUUUCUUAGAUAUAAUCAACUUUCCUGUGGCAAGGCCACGGUGCUCCUACCAGGUGAUGUGCUCAAUUUGUAUAAUAAAUGCCUCAUUUUGCCAGAGAGGCAGGAGGUCACAAUUUUGUCUUCAAAUCCAAGAGGAGCUGCUCCCACAUGAUGCACAUGAUGGCAGGGGGUUGGAAGUGGAUGGUCUUUAAGGUCUCUUCCACCUCAAACCAUUCUGUGACUCUAACCUGGAUCAGCAGCAACAGGGAUGGUACCUACAAACCCUCCCCACUGUUCCAGCAGGGGCAGAGCUCCAUGCAGCCUCUCUCACUGCUGAUUUAGGAGACAUGAAGUUUCUCUCUGGCCCAAGGCUGUGGUUUUCCUCAGAGCAGCACAGAGACACAAUCCUGAUGCAGAGCACCAGGUGAUCUCAGCAGAACUAUCAGCCACCAGUGUCAAAGCAGAUCUCUGAAAUGCUUUUUUAAAAAAUGUAGCUGCUGUCACACGUUGGACACUCCACACGUGAAGCCAAACCAGAGCCAAAAAAACCCUGUCUGAAAAAGCCACCGUCAGAGUCAGACCUGACCAAGCAGGACCAGCAUUUUUGACAGCAGAAGGCCCCUGAGGGAGCAGUGCUGGCUGGGCUGGGGAGCUCCAGCUGUCACAAAAACCUGUAAAAUUAUGAGCAACAGAGAGCAGCACUGGGAAAACUGGACUGCAAGAAAUGUCAGCAUUUCUGUGAUAAGCAACAGUGUGAAAACAGCCACAGCACAGUCAUUAUCACCUCCGUGGAAGUGUAAAACAGUAUUUCCAGGGUGUCUCUUAGGAAGGCCUGGAGUGUAAGUUUUCCCUAUGAGAGAACAAAGCCCUGUUCCCUCACUGCCAAACCGUGCUUUCUUAGGAUGUAUCAAUUCCACAUUUUUCUUUAAAGGAAAAAAAAAAAGGUGCCAAAAUAAGUAUACAGAGCUGUUUUACAAAAGAGACUUAGCAACUUCUUAAAUAACUAGGAAUAAAAUUCAACAUUUAAUAAGACAUUGAAGUUUCUCAAGCAGUCAGACAUGGAAUAAUGAGACUCAACAAUGUGGAAAAAUCCCAUUAAUACGUCUUUCAAGGUAUUUUGCUUUUCCAAGUAAUUCAAAUAAAAAACCUCCUAAAACCUGACCAUGAACACAAAGCUAUUGAACAAAACAGACAUUUACUCUGAUUAUUUUUCCUAGGUUGUAUGAAAAUACAUCUAACAUACUCAACUGAAAAUUGUUUCCAUGCUUGCUCAUGUGAACAACAAAUUCUGAAAUUGGCUGUCAUGUAUCUAGCUUUUUUGCUAGAAAAGGAAAGACAUUUUGCUACUUUGAUGGGCAAGACACAAAGAACAUCAUUUAAGGCCACAUAAUAUGCCACAGUAACAGUAAAUGUUGUUUAGAUUAAUUUAUAAUAGAAAAUCCUUCAAGUUGCUGAAUGCUAAAAAAUAUCGAGUUGCAUCAGGAGAAAGCUCAAGUCUUAAGGAUUGUUUUGCCUUGUAUUUGAACAGUGGGAGAAGGAAAACAAUGUCACUUUUCUUUCAGCUUUUUUUUUUUAAACAAAAUUUCAGCCUGUUUUCCCAGGCUGCAGAGCAAGGUGCAGAAACCUUCAUUACAACGCACCUAAACCCCACCUGUCCUAGUACAGAAACCAGAAUUCUCCUGGAUCACCACCUGAGUGCCUGAGCUGAGCUCACAGGGUUACGUGGCCAGUAUGUGUCAAGGGAGAGACUUUGAUCCACGUUCCUCCACAAGAUCAGCCUACAGGAGGUGCCCAGCAGCAGGAAGGAACUCCCAGCAACUCACAAGCGAACUCCUGCUCUGCCAUCCCCGUGAUGCAGAACUCCGUGGGCCAGAGGGUCGAGCAGUAAAGAGCAAGGAGAGGUAGAAGGAAGCAGAAGGUCAAACAGCCCCUGGCUCAGAGCUGUUUGUGUGAACAGUCUCUCUGUUCCCACAGACAGACACAAGGGUGGCUGUCCUGCAUCCUGCUGUGCUGAAUGUGCUUGUGAGCCCCUCGGGAGGCUGUGGGCACCGUGCCCCAGCCCAAAGCAGGGGGGCUGUGACUGCAGCAGUCCCU